AUGACCUGGCGAUUGUGCAGUAAGCUGGAAACGCAGUUCAACUUCUCUUCUGGUGCAGUAAGACUUAUUAGCUCGUACCUUGCUGAGAGGAAGCAAACUGUUUUCUACUGUGACCGACGCUUCAGUAUUGCUGAUGUAACUUCAGGUGUCAAAAAGAUCAAUAAGAUCAAUAAGAUCAAUAAGAUCAAUAAGAUCAAUAAGAUCAAUAAGAUCAAUAAGAUCAAUAAGAUCAAUAAGAUCAAUAAGAUCAAUAAGAUCAAUAAGAUCAAUAAGAUCAAUAAGAUCAAUAAGAUCAAUAAGAUCAAUAAGAUCAAUAAGAUCAAUAAGAUCAAUAAGAUCAAUAAGAUCAAUAAGAUCAAUAAGAUCAAUAAGAUCAAUAAGAUCAAUAAGAUCAAUAAGAUCAAUAAGAUCAAUAAGAUCAAUAAGAUCAAUAAGAUCAAUAAGAUCAAUAAGAUCAAUAAGAUCAAUAAGAUCAAUAAGAUCAAUAAGAUCAAUAAGAUCAAUAAGAUCAAUAAGAUCAAUAAGAUCAAUAAGAUCAAUAAGAUCAAUAAGAUCAAUAAGAUCAAUAAGAUCAAUAAGAUCAAUAAGAUCAAUAAGAUCAAUAAGAUCAAUAAGAUCAAUAAGAUCAAUAAGAUCAAUAAGAUCAAUAAGAUCAAUAAGAUCAAUAAGAUCAAUAAGAUCAAUAAGAUCAAUAAGAUCAAUAAGAUCAAUAAGAUCAAUAAGAUCAAUAAGAUCAAUAAGAUCAAUAAGAUCAAUAAGAUCAAUAAGAUCAAUAAGAUCAAUAAGAUCAAUAAGAUCAAUAAGAUCAAUAAGAUCAAUAAGAUCAAUAAGAUCAAUAAGAUCAAUAAGAUCAAUAAGAUCAAUAAGAUCAAUAAGAUCAAUAAGAUCAAUAAGAUCAAUAAGAUCAAUAAGAUCAAUAAGAUCAAUAAGAUCAAUAAGAUCAAUAAGAUCAAUAAGAUCAAUAAGAUCAAUAAGAUCAAUAAGAUCAAUAAGAUCAAUAAGAUCAAUAAAAUUUAUUCACAACUACAAUGGAGCGCUGUUAAUGACAAUUCGGCAUCAGUGUGA
Molecule: messenger RNA, 1065 nt
Organism: Toxorhynchites rutilus septentrionalis
Lineage: Eukaryota; Metazoa; Arthropoda; Insecta; Diptera; Culicidae
Product: homeobox-like protein HDP1
Exons: 3
Coding region: 1-1065 (354 amino acids)
Source: RefSeq, a predicted model, not a curated record